Limulus polyphemus (Atlantic horseshoe crab) is the source of this 1185-nucleotide messenger RNA. RefSeq names its product carboxypeptidase inhibitor SmCI-like. The transcript is spliced from 7 exons. Bases 81 to 1067 code for a protein of 328 amino acids. The record is from RefSeq and is a predicted model, not a curated record. NCBI's taxonomy places the organism in Eukaryota, Metazoa, Arthropoda, Merostomata, Xiphosura, Limulidae. Gene Ontology annotation, molecular function: serine-type endopeptidase inhibitor activity.
UAUAAAGGGAUGGUUUCAAAGAGACAGUUUUUGUUCUGUUUAUAUUUCAAGAAACAGCUUGAGCCAGCUUUGUGUCAGAAAUGAAAACCAUUGUUCUCUUCUGCCUCUUCAGCCUAUCACUCAGGGCCCAAGCUAACAGUUGCCACCUGAAACCAGACUCAGGAAACUGUUUAGCUUAUAUACCGAGAUUCUACUUUGAUCCUGAAACAGGAACUUGUGAAGAGUUCAUCUAUGGUGGUUGUGACGGGAACGAAAACAACUUCGAAACAGAAGAAGAAUGUCUAAAAACUUGUAAAGCCGAGGCUGCAGAUCAAGUUAACGAUUGUCACCUGGAACCAGAAACAGGACCAUGCAAAGCUUACAUCCCCAGGUUUUAUUUCAACAAAGAAACAGGAACGUGUGAACAGUUCAUCUACGGUGGUUGCUUUGGAAACGCGAACAACUUUGAGACUAUAGACGAAUGUCACGCGAUUUGUAAAGCCGGUGUCAAGACCGUAAGACAGUUGAACGAUUGUCACCUGGAGCCAGAAACAGGACGAUGCAACGCUUACAUCCCCAGGUUUUAUUUCAACAAAGAAACAGGAACGUGUGAACAGUUCAUCUACGGUGGUUGUGGUGGAAACGAAAACAACUUUGAAACUAUAGACGAAUGUUACGCAGUUUGUAAAGCCUCUGCUGUCAAAAUCUUAAGACAGUCUAAUGAUUGUCACCUGGAGCCAGAAACAGGACCAUGCAAAGCCUAUAUCCCCAGGUUUUAUUUCGACAAAGAAACAGGAACGUGUGAACAGUUCAUCUACGGUGGUUGCGAUGGAAACGCAAACAACUUUGAGACUAUAGACGAAUGUCAUGGAGUUUGUAAAGGUUCAAGAAAGAGUCUUGACGGUGCUGAUGAUAAAGCGCACUGCUUCCUCCCCCCCGAAACUGGGAAGUGUUUCGGACAUUUUCCAAGCUUUUAUUACGACCCCGAAUCUGAGACCUGUGAAUCUUUCAUCUACGGUGGAUGUGGAGGGAACGCAAAUAGAUUUUUAACACAGAAAAAGUGUCUAGAAUCAUGCGAAGGAGCCUAAUCCAGAAAACUUCUACUGCAGUUUGGACGUAUGCGGGGGAGAUUUAUGACAAGCUUUAUUCCGUUAAUUUUAGUGUUUCAGUUAUCUUUAAACAGGAUGUUUAACAUUAAAUAAAAAA